Molecule: messenger RNA, 2066 nt
Organism: Drosophila bipectinata
Lineage: Eukaryota; Metazoa; Arthropoda; Insecta; Diptera; Drosophilidae
Product: ankyrin repeat domain-containing protein 12
Cellular component (GO): nucleoplasm
Source: RefSeq, a predicted model, not a curated record
AUAAUAUUUUAUUUGUUCCAGCUCUAUGAAUUGUGGGGCAUUUAUAAAAUUAAAAACCAAGUUUUUGUUAUCAAUUUUAGUUUUUCCCGUAUAAAAGUGAACAGAAAGAGUAUGCCACCCCCAAGACCGAAGGGGAUAGCGUUUAAUUCAGGAGUUACCCAGGCCAGAUCGACCCCAGCAAAUACCCCCAUGUCGGAAAGGCAGCAGAUGGCUUUGCUUAUCCAAAUGACGGCCACCUCCUCGACAGAUUCGUCCCGAACCAAUCUAAAGAAGAAUGAGUGCAAGAAAGGAGAUGCCGAAAGCGACGAAAGCAACUUGAACGAAAAGCAAGAGACUCUGGAUACUAAGGACAAGUCCUCCGCGGAGGAAAGCAGCAGCGAUGGCAAGAACUCGGACUCAGCUCAUCAGGGAACAUCAGCGGCGAAGCGCUGUUACUCGGACAUAGAGGAGGACUUCGAGGAAUCUGGCGAGGACGUUAAGAAAAAGAAGCGAAAAGACUCGGAGCAUGGAAAGGACUUGAAGGGGGCCUCCCUAAAGCUCGCCUCCAGAGUGGAGAAAGGCUCUAAGCUAGCGACUAACAAGGGUUCACCGUCCGCCAAUAAAAUCACCGCAUCAAGUGCCGAGAAGGAGCAGGCUGAGAUUAACAAAAAUGCGGACAUUGAAAACGAAGGCAGUGACGAUUACAAGAGCAACGAUAGCUUGUACAAUGGUGGUCUCAAGGUUCCCCCGCUUAAGAUAGUCAUACCCCAGCAAAAUUGCUCCAUAGACACCGAGGGAAAUGUGCUGAGGACAGGAAAGGUUACUGCCUCGCGAAAUGCAGCUCUCCCGUAUGUGGUGAGCUCGAACAGCGACUCCAUCGACACUGUGAUUACCAGUCAGUCCGUAAGCCCUCAUGAAAGUCCGCAGAAGAGCAACAUUGUUUGUGCCACUGUUUUGGAUGACAAGAAUAUAAAGCUCUUCAAUGACGAGAAGAAUUUAAGGGUCCUGCGAAGCUCUCAUCGCAAUGUAGAGCGCAGCUCGAACAACUCGUCUCCACAGAUGCAAAGCAACUCUCCUUCACCAGCCUCCUCGAAUCAUGCCAACGAUACGACGGACGUAAAGCUGUCCUACAGCAACAUGACCUCCAGUCCCAUUCCACAGGGUCACCAGUUUGACCAGGAGACAAUCACGAAUGUCCCGAGCCCUUCCACAUCAUCAACGUCCUCCUCGAAGGAGAUAAACCCCUCCUCGAACGUUGACCUCCAUCCCCGAAAGCGAAAGAUUAGGCCGAAAAACACUGACGACAGUUCGAAGAACUCAAAUGCGAAUAACCUAGAUGCGGCUGUGAAUUCCGAGGAAUCUCAUCCCCACGAUCAUCCAUUCACCAAUGGUUUCCAGAUGUUCUUAAACAUCCGCCGACAAAUCGAAAAGAAGUGGAAGAGCUUGUACCCGGUGAAGCCGAGACCUCCCCAGGGCUACAACGAUUACUUACUGACGAAAAAGUCGUAUCUGCUCAGCCGAAACGCACAGAACCCAGCCGUGGAUAUACCGAGCACCGUGCCUCAGGCAAUGACCAGAAUAUACCAGGACCAGGAGAAGGCAAGACGAGAUUUAAUCCAGGCCCAUACCGUGGAGCGGGAGAAGCUCUGCCUGAACGUAGAGCAGGAGAUAAUACGGGUCCAUUCAAAGGCAGCCAGAAGUAUAUCUGGCCAAUCUGCGCCUUAUUCCGUGUGUACCUACUUGAAGGACGACGAGGUCUACAACUUGAUCACCCCAGAGCAGGAUGAGAAGGAGAAGAGUGCCCGCUGUCGAUUCAAUGGACGAUUGCUUCUCAGUUGGUUGCAAGAUGUCGAUGACAAGUGGGAGAAAAUCAAGGAAUCAAUGGUGUUGCGACAUCAUAACGAGGCCGAAAGUCUGCACGCCGUUCAAGUCAUGGACUGGAAUAUAUGCGCAAAACGAAAUAGACUAUGUGACAACCCGAUAGAGGUGAACCUGGAGCACGUGCCCAUAGUUUCUGUUGGGGAUGACUUUGAUACAUUGCCAACAUAACCGGAAAAGUCGGAAAUAAAUUUAAUUUGUUAUAAAAU